GUGGUAAGGGGAGAGCCAGGUCCCGGCGACCCCUGCAUCGGGUCGCGCCGGCCCGCGGCAGCCCCCGGGCGUCUCCGCUCGCCCUGCUUCACCCGGGAUACUUGGAGCUUCCGGGACUGGCUCUGGUCUCCAAAGCGCCGGUCCUCGGGCCCGUGGCCGCUGACCAGGAGCCCCGCUCUCCCCUGCAGGGUUAUUUAGAUUAUUAGGGAUUUUAACGUUCCUGAAGACUUCAUCAAAGAAUUAUUUUCACUUUUGUUCAAGAGAAAGCUCUGAAUCUAUCAACUAGCUCAUAAAGAAGUCAUUUGUGUGGGUUACAUAUAUAGAUGUUUUCAUGAAGAGGAGUGAAAAGCCAGAAGGAUAUAGACAAAUGAGGCCUAAGACCUUUCCUGCCAGUAACUACACUGGCAGCAGCCGGCAAAUGUUGCAAGAAAUUCGAGAAUCCCUUAGGAAUUUAUCCAAACCAUCUGAUGCUGCUAAGGCUGAGUAUAACAUGACCAAAAUGUCAACUGAAGAUGCUCGACAAGUGAGAAAUCCACCCAAAUUUGGGACAUAUCAUAAAGCCUUGCAAGAAAUUCGAAACUCUUUACUACCAUUUGCAAAUGAAACAAGUUCUUCCUGCAGGAGUACUUCAGAAGUUAAUCCACAAAUGUUUCAAGAUUUGCAGGCUGCUGGAUUUGAUGAGGAUAUGGUUAUACAGGCUCUGCAGAAAACUAAUAAUAGGAGUAUAGAAGCAGCAAUUGAAUUUAUUAGUAAAAUGAGUUACCAAGAUCCUCGGCGGGAACAGAUGGCUACAGCAGCUCCCAGACCUAUUAAUGCCAGCAUGAAGCCAGGAAUUGUGCAACAAUCAAUUAACCGCAAACAGAGCUGGAAAGGUUCUAAGGAGUCCUUGGUUCCUCAGAGACAUGGCCCACCUCUAGGAGAAAGUGUAGCCUAUCACUCUGAAAGUCCCAACUCACAGACAGAUGUAGGAAGACCUCUGUCUGGAUCCGGUAUAACAGCAUUUGCUCAAGCUCACCCAAACAAUGGACAGAGAGUAAACCCCCUCCCACCUCCUCAAGUAAGGAGUGUCACUCCACCACCCCCUCCAAGAGGCCAGACUCCCCCUCCACGAGGCACGACUCCACCUCCUCCGUCGUGGGAACCAAACUCUCAAACAAAACGGUAUUCUGGGAACAUGGAAUACGUAAUUUCCCGAAUCUCUCCUGUUCCGCCUGGGGCGUGGCAAGAGAGCUAUCCACCACCACCUCUUAACACUUCCACCAUGAAUCCUCCUAACCAGGGACAGAGGGGCAUUAGUUCUGUUCCCGUUGGCAGACAACCAAUCAUCAUGCAGAGUUCUAACAAAUUUAACUUUACACCAGGGAGAUCUGGCAUUCAGAAUGGUGGUCAAACUGAUUUUAUGAUUCACCAAAAUGUUGUCCCUGCUGGCACUGUUAAUCGGCAGCCACCUCCUCCGUAUCCUCUGACCCCAACUAAUGGACAAAGCCCUUCCACCUUACAGACAGGGGGAUCUACUGCGCCUUCAUCAUAUACAAAUGGAAAUGUGCCUCAGUCUAUGAUGGUGCCAAACAGAAAUAGUCAUAACAUGGAACUUUACAACAUUAAUGUCCCUGGACUGCAAACAACUUGGCCUCAGUCAUCUUCUGCUCCUGCCCAGUCAUCCCCAAGCAGUGGACAUGAAAUUCCCACAUGGCAACCUAAUAUACCAGUCAGGUCAAAUUCUUUUAAUAACCCAUUAGGAAACAGAACAAGUCACUCAGCUAAUUCUCAACCUUCAGCUACAACAGUCACUGCGAUCACACCAGCUCCUAUUCAACAACCUGUGAAAAGCAUGCGUGUAUUAAAGCCAGAGCUACAGACUGCUUUAGCACCUACCCACCCUUCUUGGAUACCACAGCCAGUUCAAACUGUUCAACCUAGCCCUUUUUCUGAGGGUACCACUUCAAAUAUGACUGUUAUGCCACCUGUUGCUGAAGCUCCAACCUAUCAAGGCCCACCACCACCUUAUCCAAAACAUCUGCUACACCAGAACCCACCAGUUCCUCCAUAUGAAUCAAUAAGUAAAUCUAGCAAAGAGGAUCAGUCUAGUUUGCCCAAGGAAGAUGAGGAUGAGAAAAAUUUUGAAAAUGUUGAUAAUGGGGAUAAAGAAAAGAAGCAGAUUACAACUUCACCUAUCACUGUUAGAAAAAACAAGAGAGAUGAAGAACGAAGGGAAUCUCGUAUUCAGAGUUACUCUCCUCAGGCAUUUAAAUUCUUUAUGGAACAACAUGUAGAAAAUGUCCUCAAAUCUCAUCAGCAACGUCUACAUCGUAAAAAACAACUGGAGAAUGAGAUGAUGCGGGUUGGAUUAUCUCAGGAUGCCCAGGAUCAAAUGAGAAAGAUGCUUUGUCAAAAAGAGUCUAAUUACAUUCGUCUCAAAAGGGCUAAAAUGGAUAAGUCUAUGUUUGUCAAGAUAAAGACGCUGGGAAUAGGAGCAUUUGGUGAAGUCUGUCUAGCAAGAAAAGUAGAUACUAAAGCUUUGUAUGCAACAAAAACUCUUCGAAAGAAAGAUGUUCUGCUUCGAAAUCAAGUCGCCCAUGUCAAAGCUGAGAGAGAUAUCCUGGCCGAAGCUGACAAUGAAUGGGUAGUUCGCUUAUAUUAUUCAUUCCAAGAUAAGGACAAUUUAUACUUUGUAAUGGACUACAUUCCUGGAGGUGAUAUGAUGAGCCUGUUAAUUAGAAUGGGAAUAUUUCCAGAAAAUCUGGCACGAUUCUAUAUAGCAGAACUUACUUGUGCAGUUGAAAGUGUUCAUAAAAUGGGUUUUAUUCAUAGAGAUAUUAAACCUGAUAAUAUUUUGAUUGAUCGUGAUGGUCAUAUUAAAUUGACUGACUUUGGCCUCUGCACUGGCUUCAGAUGGACACAUGAUUCCAAGUACUAUCAGAGUGGUGACCAUCCACGGCAAGAUAGCAUGGAUUUCAGCAACGAGUGGGCUGAUCCCUCCAACUGUCGAUGUGGAGAUAGACUAAAACCUCUGGAGCGCAGAGCUGCACGCCAGCACCAGCGAUGUCUAGCACAUUCUUUGGUUGGGACUCCCAAUUAUAUUGCACCUGAAGUGUUGCUUCGAACAGGCUAUACACAGUUGUGUGAUUGGUGGAGUGUUGGUGUUAUUCUUUUUGAAAUGUUGGUGGGACAACCUCCUUUCUUGGCACAAACACCAUUAGAAACACAAAUGAAGAUGGACAUGGUGGCACACAUCUGUAAUCCCAGCACUUUGUGCGGCUGCAGCAGGAGGAGUGCCAAAUUUGAGUCCUAUCUGGGCAAUUUAGUUAUCAACUGGCAAACAUCUCUUCACAUUCCACCACAAGCUAAACUGAGUCCUGAAGCCUCUGAUCUGAUUAUUAAACUCUGCCGAGGACCAGAAGAUCGCUUAGGCAAGAAUGGUGCUGAUGAAAUAAAAGCUCAUCCAUUUUUUAAAACAAUUGAUUUCUCCAGUGAUCUGAGACAGCAGUCUGCGUCAUAUAUUCCUAAAAUCACACACCCAACAGACACAUCAAAUUUUGACCCUGUUGAUCCUGACAAGUUAUGGAGUGAUGAUAAUGAGGAAGAAAAUGUAAAUGACACUCUCAAUGGAUGGUAUAAAAAUGGAAAGCACCCUGAACACGCUUUCUAUGAAUUUACCUUUCGGAGGUUCUUUGAUGACAAUGGCUACCCAUAUAAUUAUCCAAAGCCUAUCGAAUAUGAACACAUUAAUUCACAAGGCUCAGAGGAACAUUCAGAUGAAGAUGAUCAACAUAAAGGCUCAGAGAUCAAAAAUCGUGAUCUAGUGUAUGUUUAACACACUAGAAAAUAAUUAUAAUGAGAAUCUGCAAUAAGGCCUGAAAUAUACUGGGCUUUUUGAAAUUCUAAAAGUAAAAUUAUGCAACUGUGGCAGAGCUCUAUAUGUGUGCUCUGUGUACAAUAUUUUAUUUUCCUAAAUUAUGGGAAGUCCUUUUAAAAUGUUAAUUUAUUCCAACCUUUUAAAUCAAUAAUUUAGAAAAAAAUUGUUAUACAUAAGUUAUGAACUGAAUAUUACAGUGAGUUCUUAGUACUUAAAGUACUUAAAAUAAAAAAUAGUGCUUUGUUUAAAAGGAGAAGCCUGUUAUCUAUUUGUAUAUAUGCUAAAUAAUUUUAAAACUCAAGAGUUUUUGAAAUUUUUUGAAAGACAUUUUUAGUUUUAUCUUGCUUUAACCAAAUAUGAAACAUGCCCAUAUUUACAGAGCUCUUCUCCCCUCCUCCCCAAUCUUGCUAGAGAAAUUAAGCCAUCAUUUUGCAUAGUGUUCCUAGGUUAAUGAUAAUUUGUACAAGUUAUAUCCUGGAACUAAGAAAUACAGGGUAGAAACAAUAUGUCCAUGAGAAGGAAAAAUAAUGCAGUUAUCUUUUCUCCCCUCCUCUGUGGAAUAGUCGUCUAGCUUUUUUCCUCUAGCUUUUUUUUUUUUUUUUUUUUUUUCAAAAAAUACUGGCUUU
Heterocephalus glaber (naked mole-rat) is the source of this 4482-nucleotide messenger RNA. It is a transcript of the gene Lats1, whose product is annotated as large tumor suppressor kinase 1. The record is from RefSeq and is a predicted model, not a curated record. Gene Ontology annotation, molecular function: protein binding; ATP binding; protein serine/threonine kinase activity. Lineage: Eukaryota; Metazoa; Chordata; Mammalia; Rodentia; Bathyergidae. Gene Ontology annotation, cellular component: spindle pole. Gene Ontology annotation, biological process: peptidyl-serine phosphorylation; hippo signaling; regulation of organ growth.